AAGUGGGCGGGGCCGAGCUCGGGCCUUCGCAGCUUCAGGGUCGCUCGGCCUCAGGCUGGUGUCUCCGCGGCGCGUCCCUGCGGGGGUCCGAGCGCGGCGGCGCCCGCGGUGUCCCUCCGCCGCCGGGCCGGGAUGCCGAAGCGCUCCUGCCCCUUCGGGGACACGGCCCCGCUGCAGCUGAAAACCCGCGUGGGGCUGCGGGAGCUGAGCCGCGGCGCCCUGGGCGAGAAGUACCGGCGGGAGCUCUUCGAAAAGACCAAGGAGCUACUCUUCCGAGGCGCCCAGGCCUACAUGGAUAGCAUGUGGAAGGGCAACGCAGCAGGGACCUGCACAGUCCCCUGCUUUCCAGAGCCACUUAAAGAUACACAGGAAACUUGUACUAAGUACAGUUGGAAUGGACAAAUGCUCAUUGGGCAAGAUGGAAAACUACUGAGGCAUUCCCAAGCAAUGGAAAAGACUCCACCAGUCGGAGUUUCCAAAGCCUGUUCCUCCUGCAUAAGAACUGUUGAUAUCAAAGAAGCUUGCACACAGUGUGAUCGUUUUGUAUGCCAGAAUUGCAGCAAACUCUGCAAGUGCUGUAAUGCUGUUGCCUGUUCCUUGUGUUCGAUUAUCGAUUACAGUGAUACUGGCGAGCAAGUUCUCUGCAAUGGCUGUUCAAUGUUUGAAGCCUGAAACUCUUAAUGAACUAUCAACACCUCUUUAUGGCUAAGGUAUCAAGUGCCAUGAAGAACAUGUUUAUAUCUGACCCUUCUAGUGUGUGGAAUUAACAAUGGGAUUUCUAUGCAUUUUAUGUGAUAUUUUUUUAAUACUGUAGCUAAAUAAACUUUUUUAUAUGUUGAA
Molecule: messenger RNA, 840 nt
Organism: Caretta caretta (loggerhead turtle)
Lineage: Eukaryota; Metazoa; Chordata; Testudines; Cheloniidae
Gene: SIVA1
Product: SIVA1 apoptosis inducing factor
Biological process (GO): extrinsic apoptotic signaling pathway
Molecular function (GO): CD27 receptor binding
Source: RefSeq, a predicted model, not a curated record